AUGAAAAAAUUUUUUUGUGAAGUUAUAAAAAUAUUUUUUAUAUUUUUAAUAUUUAUAUCUUAUGUAAAAUCUUCGAGAUUAUCAAAAAGAUCAGUGGCGAUAGGAGACGAUAAUUACAAAUGGAGUCACGGAGUGAUUAUGUACAAAAUAAACGAAAAAGUUUUCAACAGUUCGAGAAUUUUGUCAAUCUUCAGAGCGAUGAGACACUGGGAAGCUUCGACUUGCGUAAAAUUUGUUGAACUAGACACCAAAAUUUUGCAUCCAGAUUAUAUUUUUUUUACAAAGUCGGAGGAAAAAAAAUGCGAUUCGAAUGUUGGGCAAUACUAUUGUGCGGAAAAUCCGAUUCGGUUGGCAGAUUCUUGCACUCACCAAGACAUCAUUCGUCAAUUAGGACACAUUAUUGGGCUGUACUUUGAACAUCAGCGCCCUGAUCGCGAUGAGUACGUCAAAGUGCACGACAUUAAUAUCCAAUCUAACCACGAGUUUGACUUUGAAAAGCAAGAUAAAAAGAACGUCCGCACUUUCGGUUUCCCGUAUGACUUUAAUUCAAUUAUGCAGGUGGGAAGGAGAGUCGGUGCGAGAAGUGAAUCUGAAGACACGCUGACACCGGUGAAAAAAGUUAAUGGUAAACUUCCGGUUAUCGGCGACGCUAAAGGUGCAAGUGAAAUUGAUAUUCAAGUGGUUAAUCUUCUUUAUAAUUGUCCAAAAUGCGGAAGGACUAUCCAAGAAACUAGUGGAGUAAUAAAGUCCCCAGUUACCCCAGAAAGUUUAUAUUCCAAUCAAGUGAUCGAAUGCGAAUGGAGAAUGCUCGCUCCUCACGGUCACCGUAUCAAAUUCGCAAUUACAUCGUUGGAUAUUUAUGAAACCGCUGACUGUGCUACCGACUAUUUGGAAAUCGCAGAUGGUUACUCCGACGACAAAGCACUCCGGCGGAAAUUCUGCAGAACUGGUAAUGAAGCUAGUUUACAUUCGACGGACAACCGUAUGUUGGUGAAAUACCGAAAAAGUGGUGAAAGCACCCACAAGGGAUUCACUGCGCAAUACCAACAGACUUGCAAUCACACAAUAUUUGUUGAUGGAAAAACAGUUCAUUUGGAGUCUCCGAACUAUCCCGAACCGUACGGAGCGAAUCAACAAUGCUUUUGGCGGCUAGUUGCUCCCGAAAACCAUCAACUCGCUGUUAAACUCGACUUUGUUGAGCUUGAAAAUGAAGAGGAUAAUUGUUCCUUGAAAUUUGAUGAUGGAAGGACUGAGACAAGUGCUUGCGCUCUUGAUAAGGCUGCUGAAUAUUUUAGUUCUGAUAAUUAUCUUAAUGUCACCUUUAUUCCUAGAUCUACUGGACGAAAUGGAUUUUCAAUUUCUGUUGCCGUGAAAAUUUUAGUUUGA
This is a messenger RNA of Cotesia congregata, 1386 nucleotides long. The record is from the annotation of a GenBank genome assembly. NCBI's taxonomy places the organism in Eukaryota, Metazoa, Arthropoda, Insecta, Hymenoptera, Braconidae.